AAAUAAAAGAAUAUGUCGAUAGUUGAUUGAAAGAAGAGUAGAUCGGUUGUGUUUCCUACUUUAUUUAUAGUAUUUAAUUAAAUUGAAUGUGCAUAUCUUUAUACUCCAAAUGAUAGUGGUGAAUAGUGAAUUGUUUUCUGGGUUUUCUUUUAUUUUAACCGAGUGAGUGGCUCCCUAGUAUUUGACGAGUGUUCAUAUUAAUCUUAGUUCUUUAUUAUUUGCCAGAUAUAUCACUUUUUUUUUUUUUUUUUAAUUUUGGAAUUCUCUUCUCACUCAAUCGAAGGAGCCAGUUCAUGGAUUCCUUCUUUAUAUAAACACUCGAUCUAGUCUUAACAGUGGCAUGACUAUGUUUUCUUACAGCAGGAUUUCUCUGCCAAUCCUCACCUCACCCUUUUUUUAGGGUUAUUGAGAAUCUAAAAAGUUUAGUGCAGAAUUGAGAGUUUGUUUGAUUGAUUACAAAAAUGAAAGGAGCUGUACUUGUGGCUAUCACUGCUUGCAUUGGUAGCUUCUUGCAAGGAUGGGAUAAUGCCACUAUUGCUGGGGCACUCGUUUACAUCAAGAGAGACCUCAAUUUGCAAACAUCAGUCGAAGGUCUGCUCGUGGCCAUGUCACUUUUUGGAGCAACAACAAUUACAACAUGCUCAGGAGCCAUAUCAGAUUGGCUUGGUCGCCGUCCAAUGCUCAUAAUUUCCUCAACACUUUAUUUCGUCAGCGGUUUGGUAAUGUUGUGGUCUCCAAAUGUCUAUGUUCUAUGCGCAGCAAGGCUAUUAACUGGAUUUGCAAUUGGUCUAGCUGUUACGCUUAUUCCAGUCUAUAUCUCCGAGACUGCCCCAUCAGAUAUAAGGGGAAUGCUAAACACACUUCCGCAGUUUACUGGUUCAGGAGGCAUGUUUUUGUCAUAUUGUAUGGUUUUUGGGAUGUCCUUGUCACCCUCCCCAAGCUGGAGGUUGAUGUUGGGGGUUCUUUCCAUACCUUCCAUGCUUUAUUUUGCAUUGACAAUAUUUUAUCUGCCUGAAUCCCCUCGAUGGCUUGUGAGCAAAGGAAAGAUGAUUGAGGCAAAACAGGUUCUACAGAGAUUACGUGGACGGGAAGAUGUUUCAGGUGAGAUGGCUUUACUAGUUGAAGGUCUUGGUAUUGGGGGUGAAACAUCGAUAGAAGAGUACAUAAUAGGCCCAGGAGAUGAACUUGCUGAUGAUCAUGAGCACGCCGCUGAGAAUGACAAAAUCAAACUAUAUGGACCUGAAGCAGGUCUUUCCUGGGUUGCUAAACCUGUAACUGGACAAAGUUCCCUUACCCUUGUCUCUCGCCAUGGAAGCAUGGUGAACCAAAGUGUUCCCCUUAUGGAUCCUCUUGUGACUCUUUUUGGUAGUGUUCAUGAGAAGCUUCCUGAAACAGGAAGCAUGCGGGGAAGCAUGCUUUUCGCUAAUUUCGGUAGCAUGAUAAGUACAGCAGAGCCUCAUGUUAAGCAUGAACACUGGGAUGAAGAGAGCUUACAGAGGGAAGGCGACGACUACAUGUCAGAAGCUGCCGGGGAAGACUCGGAUGACAAUUUACACAGUCCGCUGAUCUCACGUCAGACAACAAGCCUGGAAAAGGAUAUGCCACCCCCUCCUUCUCAUGGCAGCAUUAUGAACAUGAGACGUCAUAGUAGUCUCAUGCAAGGAACUGGUGAAGCAGUUAGUAGUACAGGUAUUGGUGGUGGUUGGCAGUUGGCAUGGAAAUGGUCUGAGAGAGAAGGUGAAGAUGGAAAGAAGGAAGGUGGAUUUCAGAGGGUUUAUUUACACCAAGAAGGUGCCCCUGGAUCUCGUCGUGGCUCUCUUAUUUCACUUGUCGGCGGUGAUGUUCCCGCAGAAGGCGAGUGCAUCCAGGCUGCUGCUCUUGUUAGUCAAUCUGCUCUUUAUUCCAAGGAGCUUCUGGAUCAGCAUCCGGUUGGACCUGCAAUGAUUCAUCCAGCUGAAACUGCUAAAAAGGGGCCACUUUGGGCUGCUUUACUUGAUCCUGGAGUUAAGCGUGCAUUGAUUGUUGGGGUCGGGAUUCAAAUCCUUCAGCAAUUUUCUGGUAUAGGUGGUAUUCUCUACUACACUCCUCAAAUUCUUGAACAAGCAGGCGUUGAAGUUCUUCUUUCGAACCUUGGCCUUAGUUCGGUGUCUGCAUCAUUCCUCAUCAGUGGAAUAACAACACUCCUGAUGCUUCCUUGCAUAGCUGUAGGCAUGAGGCUUAUGGAUGUCUCCGGCAGAAGGACAUUACUACUAGCCACUAUCCCUGUGCUUAUAGGUUCGCUUGUGAUUCUAAUCAUAAGUGGAUCUGUCAACUUGGGUACAGUUGCGAAUGCAGCAAUCUCAACCACCUGUGUGGUGGUUUAUUUCUGCUGUUUUGUAAUGGCUUAUGGGCCAGUUCCAAAUAUCCUAUGCUCGGAGAUCUUCCCGACAAGAGUGCGCGGUCUCUGCAUUGCAAUCUGUGCCUUAGUAUACUGGAUAUCAGAUAUCAUCGUUACCUACUCACUGCCAGCAAUGCUGACAUCGAUCGGUUUACAGGGCGUGUUUAUCAUUUUUGCUGUUAUGUGUGUUGUGUCUUGGAUCUUCGUCUUCUUAAAGGUUCCAGAAACCAAAGGCAUGCCCCUUGAAGUCAUUACAGAAUUCUUUGCUAUCGGUGCAAGACAAGCUGAUGCUGCCAAGAAUCAGUAACUGACGGAUGGUCUUGAAAAUGCUAUAGACUUGAUUCUUAUACAGUUUGAGCUGCUAAAGAUUUCACCGGAUGUGUGUAUUCAGAAAUUUUUGUGUUGUCCUUUUGAAAUGAAUAUUCUAUACAUUAAGUGAUUUUUCCUAA
Messenger RNA from Mercurialis annua (annual mercury), 2826 nucleotides. RefSeq names its product monosaccharide-sensing protein 2. The transcript is spliced from 6 exons. Gene Ontology annotation, cellular component: membrane. Gene Ontology annotation, biological process: transmembrane transport. Bases 462 to 2684 code for a protein of 740 amino acids. NCBI's taxonomy places the organism in Eukaryota, Viridiplantae, Streptophyta, Magnoliopsida, Malpighiales, Euphorbiaceae. Gene Ontology annotation, molecular function: myo-inositol:proton symporter activity. The record is from RefSeq and is a predicted model, not a curated record.